Messenger RNA from Staurois parvus, 498 nucleotides. NCBI's taxonomy places the organism in Eukaryota, Metazoa, Chordata, Amphibia, Anura, Ranidae. The record is from the annotation of a GenBank genome assembly.
ACAACCCAUCAUGGAUUUUAUAUGUAUGAUUUUUUUGACAGAGUGCUUCUGAAAUAUAGGGUACUGAGUACAUUGCAAUGACUCAUCUUCUGUUACUUUCUGCAGGACCGUAAAUUAACAAAGGUUGAGAGGCAGAGAUUUAAAGAGGAGGCAGAAAUGCUGAAAGGUUUGCAACAUCCAAACAUUGUGCGGUUUUACGACUUCUGGGAAUCCUGCCUGAAGGGGAAGAAGUGCAUUGUCUUGGUGACCGAGCUCAUGACAUCAGGGACACUGAAAACAUACUUGAAAAGAUUUAAGGUCAUGAAGCCAAAGGUUUUGCGCAGCUGGUGUCGGCAGAUUCUCAAAGGCCUGCACUUUCUUCAUACGCGAACUCCUCCAAUAAUUCAUCGGGACUUAAAAUGUGAUAACAUUUUUAUUACAGGGCCAACUGGCUCUGUGAAGAUUGGAGAUCUGGGCCUUGCUACCUUGAAACGAGCCUCUUUUGCUAAAAGUGUUAUA